Closterium sp. NIES-67 is the source of this 291-nucleotide messenger RNA. Lineage: Eukaryota; Viridiplantae; Streptophyta; Zygnematophyceae; Desmidiales; Closteriaceae. The record is from the annotation of a GenBank genome assembly.
ACGAACUCAAUGAUUGACCUUCGUGGCGGUUACCAUCAAAUUCGGGUGUUCGCUGACGACUGCCAUAAGACCGCGUUUCGUACUGGCUACAGGAGUUACGAAUACACUGUAAUGCCGUUUGGAUUAAUGAACGCGCCCUUGAUGCUCCAGCUUACCAUGAACGGGGUGUUCUGUGAUCUACUCGACAAAUGUGUGAUAAUUUACCUGGAUGACAUCCUGAUUUAUAGCAAGACCCGGGAGCAAGAUUUAAAGGACUUGGACCUCUAACUGAUUUACUGCAGAAGGGGACUU